CGCAAAAAAUUAAAAAAUUAUGAACGUCUGUGAAUGAUUUUUAUUGUAUUUUUAAUUUGUCGCCUGUAAAAAACAAUUGUAACAAAUAAUAAUUGGAUAACAUUGGAGAAAAUAAAAUGUUUUUUGCUUUUCAGAGUCAUUACGAUCAAAUCUUUAUUUUAUCUCCGAGUAAAAGCAAAGCUGAUGGUUGUACUACUUUCGCAAAGGCAAAGACGCUUUGCGCUAUGCACGAAUCCGUCAGCACUUUGCUGCAUGUUAUUUUAAUGUUAAGAUCGCAUGACCGAAGCGCAUACUUUUUUCAAGUGCCACGCUCGUUUGUACGAUAUUUGCAUAGAGACCAUUAUGGUUAGUGUAAAAGUGACACGCGAUAGAUAUCACUUAUUUUAUCGUUUUAAUAGACAUUAACAACUCUCUUUCUUUUCUUUUUUCUUUAAUUAUUUUUUAAAAGUUUAAUUGAAAAAUGGAAAAAUCUGUUUCCUUUUUCGACAAAAUUUGAUACAAAUAUUGUAUCGUUAAAUAAGACAAAGAUGUUCUACGUAAUGAUCUAAAUAAAAGAUUCAAUUUUACGAUAUACCUAUACAAUUACAAUUACAAUUCUCGGUAUAUUCAAGUCGCGUGAUCUUCCUCAUACAUUCGAGUAUACUUGUUAAAAUAAUAUUUAGUUAGUUAGGAAAAGAGCGUGAUAUCAAUGAUUAUUACGUGCAGUUUCGAUUAAUACUUUGGAUAUAUCCUGCAUUUUGAGAAAGAAAAAAAGCAGAAAUGAACUACAUCAGUCUCGCUGUAGUUCGCUAUUUAGAAUGACGAUGCCUUCAAUCGCGAUCAUAGGAGUGCUAUUUCAAAUAGUUUCCUCCAUUAUGGUGCCAGAGUUUUGGUACGAAUUACAAGAGUUGGAGAAGUCGGAAGGAAUACAGGAAGGUGAUCGUUCCUUAAUCAUUGCUAAUACGAUGCAACGAUAUAAUAAGAGUCAUCUAAAUUCAUAUUGGACACCUUGCGUCAUGAGUUUUCUACGGGAUCAUUUGAAAUCUUCAAUGACGGUUCUUAUAACAAACUCCUCCGAAGAUAGAUUAGCUGAUAUAGAUUUGCUCGUACAUAUAUUUCAAUCCAACAUUACGAUGUAUACGUUGAACAGUGCCGAAGUUUUUAAUAAGAACGAAAAGAUAUCGUCCGUAAUUAUUAUCAUCGAAAAUCUGGAAGAUUUAAAAAGAAGAAACUGUACCCAGUAUCUCAAGUUGUGCACUUACGAGUCAUGCGAAUUUAUUGUAAUAAUAGCAUCGAGAAUUUUCAAGAACGAAGAUAACUUUCUUCAAGAAGCCAAUAAUAUGCAACAGUGGAUGUGGUUGGAACGAAUUAGUAAAAUCAUUAUUUUAGGGAAUAUUCAAGAUAUCGUCUUAUUAGCAGGUACUCGAUCCUUUAAGCCAAACGAAUUGUGUACUCCAUCUGCACCAAUUCUUUUAAGCAAAUGUCAGGAAAACAUUUGGAAAGGUGAAAGUGAAAUUGAAGACUUUCGAUUGAACGGUUGUAAACUCGUUGUUGGUUAUCAUGAUUAUCCGCCUUAUUCUUUUGUGAAUAACGAUACGAGCGAUGAGAAUAUAUUAGGAUUGGAAGGAUUCAUGAUCGAGGAGAUAUUGUCUAGUAUGAAUGGACAAUUGAUAAGAGAAUUAAUAACAUUGACGGGUAACGAAAGCAUUGACAAUGACUUUAAGAUGAUAACGUAUCAAAACGGUAUAAAAAUCGACUUCCUAAUAGGUGGUCAUCUAUGGAAUCCUGAUAAAAAUACAGACUUUACGAUCGCUUACGACAUGGUACCAUUAGUUUGGAUGUUGCCAACUACAUCUAACGUAUCGCUACGUGGUUUAGUCGCACCAUUUGGAAAAACAGUAUGGCUAGCCAUAUUAGGUGUUCUCUUAUUAGGAAUCAUCGUGAAAUUCUUCUUGAUCAAAAACAUAUCUUUUCUAGACGUUUUAGCAUUACUCCUUGGUGUUUCGGUAUUUCGUCAACCAGUAGAAACAUCAAGUCGUUUACUGUUCCUUUCUUGGGCACUUUUUAGCUUCUUCAUAAUUCAAUAUUACCUUGCGUCCUUGUCGGAGCAACUCAUUAAUGCGUCAAAUCUUCAAAUAGAGACAAUGACGGAAUUGUUGUCGUCCGGAUUGGAAUUGGGUGGAACUUCAAGAUACGUGGAUUUGUUCAAUGAUAAAGGUGAAGAUAAAGACGACAGUUACGAAGAAAAAGAUCUUACUCGGAAUAUUCAUGAAAAAUUUCAUAUAUUUUCUUACGAUGAUUAUAUUCGUCAACUUUUGGAUCUUUUUAAAGGGAAAAAUACAAGUAUAGCACUCGUUGUUAAACUAAAUGUUUCCGAUCAUCAAUUAUUGAAUUUACCGACAGCUCACGUCAGCAUAUUGAAAGAGAAUAUGGGAACUCAUCCUUUAGCUAUUGCUACUUGGAAAGGAUUUCCAUGCUUGAAAAGGAUUAAUAUAAAAAUGCAAGAGUUAAUAGAGAAUGGCAUUGUAAAAUAUUGGGCUAGGUUAAUUACAAUGAAUGGGAAUUAUUUUCAUUCGGACGAUGAGACAGAAUCUGAUACCGUUAUCGACCUCGAAAGCGUAACUCCCAGUUUUUUAUUAUUACUUAUCGGUUAUCUUGUUGGAUUUUGCGUUUUUAUUAUCGAGCUAAUAGUUUUUCCAAGCAAAUUUCUAGAAUAA
Messenger RNA from Vespa crabro (European hornet), 2696 nucleotides. RefSeq lists its product as uncharacterized. Bases 798 to 2696 code for a protein of 632 amino acids. The transcript has a single exon. The record is from RefSeq and is a predicted model, not a curated record. Lineage: Eukaryota; Metazoa; Arthropoda; Insecta; Hymenoptera; Vespidae.